Mercenaria mercenaria is the source of this 1394-nucleotide messenger RNA. RefSeq names its product complement C1q tumor necrosis factor-related protein 6-like. The record is from RefSeq and is a predicted model, not a curated record. The coding region runs from base 154 to 702 and encodes 182 amino acids. Lineage: Eukaryota; Metazoa; Mollusca; Bivalvia; Venerida; Veneridae. Gene Ontology annotation, molecular function: protein binding. The transcript has 2 exons.
AAGAUAACACUUACUCAAACGUGUAAUACUAACGCAUAAUUAGGUCACAGAGAUAAAGUGUUUGAAGAUAAGAAAGCCCCUGUUUAUGAUGGCGGGGUAAUAUAUCGAGGUGCUCGCUGUUAUAUUAUGUUAACUUAAAGAUAAUUUUCAAGGAUGUCGCUUUCGAAAUAUUUAUUAGUAGAAGAGUAUUUGUCCGAUAGUGACAGUUGGGAACUAACGGCUGCAGAUGAAAAAGUGGAGAUCAUUCGAAAACCCUCAAGAUUGCGCCCGUCAACCACCUUAACAUUGACGUUUUCCACUCACCUGUCCAUUUCCUUAUCGAAAGUGACGUCAUAUCGUCCCGUUAUAUUUGACACGGUGGUUACAAAUCAUGAUAAUACUUUCAACAUAAAAACGGGGCGAUUUACUGCGCCCUUUAAGGGAACAUAUGUCUUUUUUGUCACAAUAACAAGCACUGAAAGACUUAAGGCAACGUUAAGUUUAAUACACAAGUUUCACCCAGUUGACAAGGCAAAAGUGAAGAAUAGAGAACAAUUUAUCGAAGGAUUUAACACAAGAACAAUGACAGUUGUGCUUCACCUUGAUAAAGAAGAUAAGGUAUGGGUAAUUAAUGCCACCAAGGUGUCAGAUGUAAACCAAAUGCUCGAACCAUACUAUACAACAUUUUCUGGAGGAUUAGUUGAAAGGCAGAACAAUAUUUGAGUUCUACUGCAACAACGUGAAAAUUAAAUUGACUUGGCACAAAUUACUAGACUAUAGAAGUCACACAGUUGUAUUCACAUCAUGUUUAGCGAAAAAAGUCUCUAAUUUGUCGUUAUUAUAUAUACAAUGAAUAAGUUAGGUCUGAUUGGCCAGCAUGCUUUCUCCGAACAAAUUGCCAUUUAAUGUGAACAGUUUUGCAUUUAAAAGAAAUGUGUGAAGAAUUACAUGUCGAAAGUACUAUACAUCAGGCAGGAAAACUGGACAAUAAGAACCUAUAUUUUGAUAUUGAACAAUUUUUGUCACUAGUGAAUUGUACGUGAAGUAACGAUUGGCACUGUUACUAUGAAUAGUCAAACAAACAUGUCAAUUCAAAGUAAUAUAUUUACACCUUUUUCUAGCAAUCCAGUUAUAGACUCAUCAGUUUGUGCAAUGUCAUGAAAAAGCCACUAAAACAAAUACAGCUUAUAUAAGUGUGUACAUCGUAUGUGGAUACUUGAACGUUCAUAUUCAAACGUAGGUGCCUGAACAAUUAACAGUAUGGUAAUGAAUGAUAUAUAAAGCAUUGCCUUCAAAUAAAACCAGGACUCUGUAUCAAUGAAAUUUGAUUCCAAUACAUGAGAACGUCUUCCCAACUUAACGUUUGAUAUAACAAAACCAUUUUCUGCAACUGCAAGUAAAGUACUUGGAACUUG